UCUCUUCAGUAUGUUUCCUGAAUUGCAGACACUCCAGUGGCCGAUCAUAAAGUAUAAGCAAUUGAGAGGAAGCGGUAAUCGACAAGAGGGCAAAGAUAUUCGCGUUGUUAUGGAGGUGAAUAGCAGGAAGCUGACGGUUAUUCAUGGAGUCGAGCCGAUCGAGACCGUUUAUUGUAACAUGGAAGUUUCUAGGUAUCCGAGUUUGAAAAUGAAGAACACAAAUUUGUUCGUGAUUGUAAACAACCAGGCUCAAGGUUUCCGAUUAACUCUUCGUGGCGAAGAUCGGGAGAAUUUUCUGUCAACUGUCAGAAAAUUUGCUUAUAUUUCGGAGACUCCAGUUAAGGAUCAUUUGAAUCGCUCAUCCACAAAUACCGAUGUGUGGUACAACAGUGUCGAGAAACGGAAGGGAGGAUCGUCAUCACAGCCGACAUCCUUCUCCCAACCAUGCGAUAUUGAUAUUGGUGGCUCGGUGAAGAAAUCCGCGGCAAGAAACUUAUCACAUACGUAUUCCACCAACAUUGGUGAAAGUUCCCGGAUGCCAGCACUCACAGCAAAUGAAUUCUUCUCACAGCCAGUCUACAAUCCUUACAAUAGGCCAGCGUCGAGUGCCAGCACUGUUAGUUCAUCGAUUGGCUCGGCUUACAGCGUUCUCCACGAUGAUUCACCAUUUUCUGGAUUUUCGCCAAAUUCGAACCAUUCUUUGCAAUUUCCGUGUCCCAGCCCAUCGCACAGUUCGUCAUUUUCCGGAUUUUCGCAGAGUUCAUCACACUCUUCUCAAUUGUCCUCCAGUCCCGCAAACGCACCUUCAUUUCCGGAUUUUCACAGCCCACCCUCUGCCAAUGAUAUCCAGAUAGAUCAACUCAAUCCGGUGACUGUGGCUCCUCAAAUCAAGCAAACUGCGGACAAAUGCGUUCAAACAGAUAAACAAUAUGUUGAUGAACGUUUCGACGAUCCUGCUUUCCUGAGGAGAUACAUAAAGAGAGUUAUGAGUGAUUCAAAAAUGGCGAGAUUGGUUGGAAUGAUGCGAUCUGAAAUUCGAAAACUUCCAAAUGACGAAUUUGAUGCAUUUUACAAAAAAGUCAAGGAUCACCAACGCACUGCUCCCAGCUCGUCAUCAAAAAUCGGUCCCCCAGCUAUCGUCCAACAAACUUCUGAUAUGGAAUUUUAGGCGAAUCACCUUCUGCACGAUCUUCUGUAUCAUCAUAUCAUGUUCAAUGCAAAAUAUUUCUAAAUUUCAUUUUCUCACGUGACAUUUUAUUGUUCUUUUUAUUGCUAAUAAAAGUUGGAAUAAUUUUA
Messenger RNA from Caenorhabditis elegans, 1296 nucleotides. It is a transcript of the gene dsb-1, whose product is annotated as Double-Strand Break factor. NCBI's taxonomy places the organism in Eukaryota, Metazoa, Nematoda, Chromadorea, Rhabditida, Rhabditidae. The record is from RefSeq and is marked reviewed. The coding region runs from base 11 to 1168 and encodes 385 amino acids. The transcript has 6 exons.